Molecule: messenger RNA, 1396 nt
Organism: Magnolia sinica
Lineage: Eukaryota; Viridiplantae; Streptophyta; Magnoliopsida; Magnoliales; Magnoliaceae
Exons: 9
Coding region: 48-1166 (372 amino acids)
Source: RefSeq, a predicted model, not a curated record
CCAUAGACCGUAAAAAGGAGAAAGGAUUUCCGAUAUUUUUCCUUGGAAUGGAGGUUUCGGACGGUUUUUUCACCGGACCAGGCGCUACUGCCGUGGACGAAGCGUAUCGGCCGCUACCAGCUCUUUAUCUCGGUUUCCUUGCCAUCUGGUUCGUAACUGCUUUCUCAUGGACAUUCAACACCUGGAGCAAACGCCACUUCCAGCCGAACAAUCUGCAGUGGGCGCUGGCUUCGAUUCCGUCAAUUAAAGUCUUGCAAUUGGCACUGUCCUUUUUGUUUUGGUUUUCAUGUUUCAAUCUUCAGAUAUGCUCUCUUUGGAUGUCGUUUGGGGUGUUUGUAACUGGAGUUCUCUUUCAGACAGCUUCAUUUGUGUCCUUUCUCCUCAUUUCACACGGUUACUGUAUCAUGUGUGAGCGUCUUUCAGUAUCGGAACGGCGUACUACAGCUGCACUUGGGUGUGCUCUCUACUUGACUCUUAUCGGUUACAAAGCUUCCAUACCAUACUUCACUGUGCUGAUGCUGUUUAAUUAUUUCAUAUCAUUUUAUGUGAUCUUCCGACAUACAGCCCGCAAUCUUUUAGUACUGCGUGAACAACUGAGUUUUGUUGAAGACGAGGACGUUCAAGAAAUGCAUGAUGCCAUGCAUACAAAGUAUACUAUGUUCAAGAAGUUCCAAGGCGCAAUGCAAAUAAUCGCAGCGGCUGAAAUCAUGAUAUAUAUGAAUGUGGACGGCACAACAGAUAAUUACUGGCUCUGGUUGUUAGUCCGUGAAUGGGCGCAGUUCUGUAUCUUCCUAUACAUUGGAUGGAUUUUCAGGUCACAGGAAGUGUCGCCACAGUUCUCCGUCAUGCCGACUCUGAAAUCCAAAGUGGAGAGAAAAGCACCUCCUAUCUACAGCAUUGAGAUGGACGCUGCGGAUUUCAAAGAUUUGGCUUCACAUGAAUGGCACAUUGGGGUGCCAACUUCAUGUCCAUCCACCCGUGUCGAAAAUUCUGCGGAUCACUUUCUGAUCAUAGUUCAGCACCCUCAUGCAUCGAGUAGGGCUGUAUCGGGAGGUCCUAUUGGUCCAAAUGUAGCAGCUUCUGGAGCCAAAGCCACAGCUACAGUUGCCACUACAGAUUCGUGUUCACGAAGUGGUCACGUGGUACAACGUUUCCAAAGUAAUUAGCUAUUGUUUCUCUUGCCAAUCAGCUCUCACUGUAGUGGAAAAAGAUAGCUUGAUGGCUGACUCGCUCAAAUGGCAGAAUCUCUAUGGUUGUGGCAUUCUUAAAAGGCAUGUUUCCUCUUAUGAGCACCCUGAAAGCAAGGGUUGCAUGCUUAAUUAAAAUGGUCAUAAUACCACCUUCUGUCAAUCUGUGAAUAUUAUACAUCAGUUAAAAGUGUACAGUUUUUGCUGCU